Molecule: messenger RNA, 2013 nt
Organism: Laetiporus sulphureus 93-53
Lineage: Eukaryota; Fungi; Basidiomycota; Agaricomycetes; Polyporales; Laetiporaceae
Exons: 3
Coding region: 1-2013 (670 amino acids)
Source: RefSeq, a predicted model, not a curated record
AUGUGCGAGGCGGACUCCAUCACGGUAGACCCUCACAAGAGUGGCUACGUGCCGUAUCCGGCAGGCGGUCUAUGUUACAAGGACGAGCGUUCGAAGUUCCUGAUCACUUGGACGGGUCCGUAUAUCGACGGCGGCGCAGGCGAUGUUGAGUCGAUGGGCGUCUAUGGACUAGAGGGCAGCAAGCCGGGUGCAGCGCCUGUGGCGGUGUACAUCUCGAAUGAGGUGAUCGGCUUGCAUAGAGGAGGAUAUGGCGCCUUGCUCGGCGAGGCAAUGUUCACGUCGGUCAAGAUGUACAGCCAGUGGGCGACGAUGUCCCUCGACUCGGAUGUGCUCGUCGUCACACCGUUUAUUAUGCUUCCGGCGGAGCGAGAGGGGAAGUCUGAGGGAGAGAUCGACGAGCAGCGACGCUAUAUCAAGGAAUUCAUCACAGAUAGGCCGAACAACGAACUCGUGAAGGAUGAGAAGGCAAUGGCGCUGGUGAAGCAAAUGGGCUCGGACAUGUCGAUAAAUGCGUUCGCGUGCAACUUCAGGGUGUCCAGGGAUGGUCCACUCAACACAGACGUCGCGGAAGCGAGCUAUCUCAAUGCGCGCAUUAUCGAGCGGUUAUCGGUGUCCCGGGUGGACGACGACGCGCGGAAGAAGCCGAUGAUGCUCAUGGGCACGGAGCUGGAGAAGGAGAGAUACGGGGAGUGUCUAAAGGCCUUCAAAAAGCGAUUGGGCCUGGAUGAGAAUGAUGAGGCGCCGUUGGCCGGGCUAUGCAACGUCUCGAUGACGCCGUUCCCUACGGCGGGGAAUUUCGUUCGCGAGUUGGCGGAUGCGUUUCGGAAGGUGGCUGAAGAGGAAGUUCAGAACUGCUGGAGAUGCAUACAAGCGUCCGCUGCUGUUCACAGCUUCAUAAUGCAGGGCACAGAUAAGAUCUACUUGACGUAUCUGCCAAUGUUCAAUGUCGGCAACUACCGUCAACAGUUGAUUGUCUCCGCGGAGCUGCCUAGGCACGCUGCGCUAGCAUAUAUGCAAGCGCAGAAAGCCUCUCCAGAAGCCAUCUUUACUGUGCAUACCUCAAACAAGGCCCUCCUCGCGAGUAUUUUGCAUGAACGCAGGUGCACUGUUGAUAUUCACCAAGGAUUGCCGAUUAUUCAUGGCAUUAACGCAGAGAAGAAUGGUCUUUCCUUGACCAAUGUCGAACUGAAUAACAUCACCGUCAUAAAGCACACCUCACUUGCGCCAAGGCAUCUUGGUCAGAAAUAUCCGCCGCUCAUGCCGUUCUUCCUGUACGGCAACGACAAGCAGCAGCAUAUCGAUCAUGUUCUGUUGAAGAACCCGAAUGCGCAACUGAGCGCACCGUCCGUGGUACUGCAGGUGGAUCCCAUGUCCAUAAAUGCAGAGUUGCGCGAAGGGGACAUCGUAAUUCUUAAUGACAUACGGGAGGUUGCAACGCAGCCGUACGGGCGAUCGCACCACCCAGAUUUCUUCGCCCCUGGCCGUACAUUCGACAUCUCGAUAUAUACCGAUCCAUUCCGCGAUCAGCAUGGGAUAGAACCCCUCCACAUUCACACACUGUUCGACAAGCUCGAUCUUGAUCAACCGAAAGCAAGAGGCAAGCUGACGCUCGGAAAUAGCGUGUAUGUCGAUGACAUGCACCUCAACCGUGAUACCGUGCCGGAACUGUGCAUCACGCCCAAGGAGCAACUCACGCGCGACCAGCUUCUCCUUUCUGUGACGGAGGAUUACCAGACGAUCACCGAGGACAUCACGCGUGUCUCGUCGCACAGCAAUGCGCUGGCAGCGCCGGACAUAGAGCAGCACUUCCUGCAGAUGUCGUAUCUCCCGGAGAAGUAUGCUUUGCAGCGUACUUCCUCCCUGGUGGAGGCUGCUGAGGCAGUGCAUGUGAGUAGGUUCGCGAUGAGACAGCCGAGCGAUGGGUAUAGUCGCGUUAUGGCUAUGCGCCAGGGAUGGAAGGACGCGUUUAACAAGGCAUUGGUGGAGCAUGAGGUCCGUAGUGCGAAUGUUUAG